Messenger RNA from Haliotis rubra (blacklip abalone), 1047 nucleotides. RefSeq names its product histone H3.3A. Gene Ontology annotation, cellular component: nucleosome. Bases 158 to 568 code for a protein of 136 amino acids. Lineage: Eukaryota; Metazoa; Mollusca; Gastropoda; Lepetellida; Haliotidae. The record is from RefSeq and is a predicted model, not a curated record. The transcript has 3 exons. Gene Ontology annotation, molecular function: DNA binding; structural constituent of chromatin; protein heterodimerization activity.
GGAAACCUCUCUCUUUGUAGAGACACGAACCAAUGGGUACGGCCCAUGACGAAGGCAGGUAAUGUAUUCAUAACCAUCGUUCGUUGCGAUUUGUGCGGCAAAUUGUAAAAUUUCUACCUCAACAAGGAAAGGAAGCAGUUUUCUCCGUCGUUGAACAAUGGCACGUACCAAGCAGACAGCGCGUAAGUCAACUGGUGGCAAGGCUCCCCGUAAGCAGCUCGCUACUAAGGCAGCCAGAAAGAGUGCCCCGUCCACUGGUGGUGUGAAGAAACCCCACAGAUACAGGCCAGGAACUGUUGCCCUCAGAGAAAUCCGUCGUUACCAGAAAUCAACUGAAUUGCUGAUCAGAAAACUCCCAUUCCAGAGAUUGGUCAGAGAAAUCGCCCAGGAUUUCAAGACAGAUCUGCGUUUCCAGAGUGCAGCUAUUGGUGCAUUGCAGGAGGCAAGCGAGGCCUACUUGGUCGGACUCUUUGAGGACACUAACUUGUGCGCUAUUCAUGCAAAGAGAGUGACCAUCAUGCCCAAAGACAUUCAACUCGCCAGGAGAAUUCGUGGUGAACGUGCAUAAGUGACUCAAAAGCUUCAAGACAGACUUUUACAUUCAUGAAGCCAUCAUCCCAGCACAUCAGGAUCAUUUUUUGAACCAGUUUUACAAAUUUCAUAAUAUGGUUGGAGUGAAUUUUUAUAUUGUCAUCUAAAGAUUCUCAAGAGGUAGAUCAAGUGAUUUAUAUAAUAACCGUAACUUAUUUUCUGAAGUAUUCUUUUCGUCUGGUCCAUCUUCUUGUCGCUAUCAUUUUCUUCUCUGCUAUGUAAUAUAGGCUAGCCUUUUAUCAUUAUCAUUGUUUUAUGUGUAUCGUCUCAUAAUAAAUGUAGACUAAAGUUCUUUUAGUGUUUGUUUGAUGGACUGUCUUUUAUUGGUGUUAAGUGUAAACAAAACUAUCAGGAAGAUUAAAAGCGCAGCAUGUCAUUUCUCAUCCAUAUCUUAAAUCAUUCGAUUUCAAAAACAUUUUUUGUAGUGGAUGAUGAAAAUUAAAACUUGGUCACCAA